This is a messenger RNA of Porites evermanni, 1018 nucleotides long. NCBI's taxonomy places the organism in Eukaryota, Metazoa, Cnidaria, Anthozoa, Scleractinia, Poritidae. The record is from the annotation of a GenBank genome assembly.
AUGUGCAAAAAGUGCACUCCUUCCGCCAGACCUCUAGUACUCUGCAACCUUCCUUCACAGAUAACCGAGGUAAACUGUGACAAAGAGACUGCAGCUGUUCCAGGAAUAACAUUCGACGCCUGCACUUCAGCAAAGGUGGUGGCCAACGUGGAAACAACGUAUGGGUAUGGAUGUACUUUUAAGGUUAGUUAAAAACGAAUAACAAGGUCAACUAAGGGAUAGCAUGCACCUGUUAGUUUAGACUGUUCAAAGUCCUCUAUUUUCCAUAAGAUCGUCGAGAUCAAAAAAUCUACUUGGAGGGCAAGAGGGCGAUUUGGGAGGAAGCCAGAAAUCUUUUUCUCGCCUCCAGCUCCCCCCACAGCUUUAAACGCCGACGCCCGCCUAUCUUAACAUAAGAAACCAAGCUGGCCGCCCAUAAGCAGUCCAUCCUGACGAUGUUACGAAAAAAAUGCUUAGCCCAAGCAGUGGUUGGAAAAUCAUCGAAAAAUGUUACUUAUCUGUAUCUGAAUUACAUUUUUUGUUUUUGUAACAUUUUGACCUGAUCUAGAAAAGUGACAACAAUGCUUGAUAUCCAAGUUUCACUUACUGAUAGUUUUUUAUUCUCCUUUCGUUCUUUUAGAACUCCUCUGAUUCUUCCCUUUUCAACUGUACCACCACGCAAGAACGCGUCUGCUUGGAUGCAGAGAGUAGAUUGUCCUCAUUGCCUUUUAAGGUCACUAUCAUCUCCUGUCGAGCAAAGUGCUGCGAUACAAAUAACUGUAACGUACAGGAACUGAUCGACCUGCCCCCAACAACUGAAGGCCCAACCACUGAAAGCCCGACAACUCAAGGCGCAACCACUGAAAGCCCGACAACUCAAGGCGCAACCACUGAAAGCCCGACAACUCAAGGCCCAACCACUAAAAGCUCAACCCUCGAAAGCCAAACCACUGAAAGUGGCGUGGAACAAAUUCAGUCAGCUGUUCUGACCGUUUAUCCCCUGAUUUUCUUGACCUUGUGGUUUAAACUGCUUGAUUAA